Anopheles cruzii is the source of this 340-nucleotide messenger RNA. Its product is annotated as vitellogenin-A1-like. The annotation marks the transcript as partial. The transcript has a single exon. The record is from RefSeq and is a predicted model, not a curated record. NCBI's taxonomy places the organism in Eukaryota, Metazoa, Arthropoda, Insecta, Diptera, Culicidae.
AAGAUACUCCGCGUGAGUACUUCGCCGGCAAGCAAGAGUUCACCGAGAAGGAAUGUGCGGUGAAAUACCAGGCCCAAUACGUCGAGAAGGACGGUAAGAUCUGCUUCACCAGCCGCCCACUUCCGACCUGCUCUGACAAGUGCAAGGCCUUCGAAAAGGAGCCCAAGUACGUCGAUGUCCACUGCCGUGAUGCUACCGACUCGGUGGCCCAGCUCUUCAAGCAGCAGAUCCGCAAGGGCGUGAACCCGGACAUGAGCAACAAGUCGGUCACCAAGACCAUCAAGUUCUACUUUCCCAAGAAGUGCGUGCACGUCUAUUGAGAAGUAGCAACAUUCUGAUU